This is a messenger RNA of Acanthosepion pharaonis, 858 nucleotides long. NCBI's taxonomy places the organism in Eukaryota, Metazoa, Mollusca, Cephalopoda, Sepiida, Sepiidae. The record is from the annotation of a GenBank genome assembly.
AUGUAUCUAUCUAAUUUUUCUCUAUCGUUCUCCCUACCUCCUUUCUCUCUCUAUCCCUCUUCCUCUCUAUAUAUCCCUCUCUUUCUCUCCGUCCCACUCUCGCUCCCUCAUUCUAUUCCUAACUGUCUCGACUCUCUCUCUCUCUCUCUCUCUCUAUCUCUCACUCCACCUCUCUCACAUUCCCGUCUCUCUCUUUCUAUCUCUAUCCCUUUCUCUCUCACACACUGCUCCUGCCAGUCUCGCCUUCUUUAUCUAUCUCUCUUUCUCUAUCUCUCAUCUUCUGUCUGCUGUCCUCACCCUCUCUCUCACUCUCUAACUCCGCUCUCUUUCUACCUAUAUCUCUCACUUCCUCAUCCUCUCCCUUCCUCCCUCAUCUUCUCUCUCUCUCUCUCUCUCCUUUCCUCCCUUUUUCUAUCUCUGUCUCACUUUCUAUUUGCUGCCACCUCUCUUACCCUCAUUCUAUCUAUCUAUCUCUCCCUCCCUCGUUCUCUUUUCAUCUCUCUUUAUCUCACUCUCUCACCCUCAUUUGCCCCUUUCCCUCUGUCUCUAAACUCAUGCCUUCGGCCACACUCUUUCUCUCCAUCCCUCUCUUUCACUACUUCCCUCUUUCUCUAUCUCUCCCAUUCCCUCACACUCACUCACUUUCCAUCCCACGCUCUACAUCCCUCUCUCUAUCUCUUUUCUAUCUCACUCUCUCUCUCCUGUCCUAAUAUUUCCUUCUCUAUCUAUCCCUCUCGCCUUCUUUCCAUCUCUCUCGAUCUAACUUCUUCUCCCUUUCUCUCUCUCCCUCCAUCGAUAAUCUUACUACCUCUCUCUCUCUUUCUCUCUCUCUUUCUCUCUCUCACUCUCUCCUUAUAA